This is a messenger RNA of Bombus pascuorum, 1333 nucleotides long. RefSeq lists its product as uncharacterized. Lineage: Eukaryota; Metazoa; Arthropoda; Insecta; Hymenoptera; Apidae. The transcript is spliced from 5 exons. Bases 140 to 1264 code for a protein of 374 amino acids. The record is from RefSeq and is a predicted model, not a curated record.
UAAUGGAACAUGUGUGAAUUUGCCGGAGACUGUCUAUAACAUGAUACUAAGGUCAUGCCGACAAUUCUAUUUUAUAUUACAUUAUAUGUGUAAUUAAGCAACAUUGUAUACAAAUCAGUGAAACAAAAGAUCCAGAAAAAUGUCAUUUUAUUUACGUCCUAUUUCAAAUAAAUUUACAUCUUUUGUUAAUGUACGAAAACAAGUAACUGAUAUCAACUAUCAGUUAUUAAAUAAUAUUAAACCCUCUGUGUUUUUGGAUGAAUUUUUAGAUACGCAAGGAAGCUCAAUAAUAAAUGACAGAGAGAAACAUUUGAAUUCAACAGUUCAUUCGUUAAGUCAAAAUGAACCAGCUGUUUUUAAUGCUAAUAUUGAGAGUUAUAAAAACAAGAAAUAUAAUUGGACUAAACAGCGAAUUAUUAAAUUACACAAACAAAAACAAAUGAAUACUCAAAUGAAAAGUGUUAUCAAUUUAGAUUUAGACCUGAUAUUAUUAAAGAACAACACACAAUGGGAAAAAUCGUUCUUAAAUUUAAGAAAUAAAAGUUUUCAUUUACCAUAUACAAAGAUGGUAAUGACUAAGAGGAUAUCUGAUAAUCUCUUACUUAGCUCUCAAAAGGAUGGAAUGCUUUAUACAGCAACUGCUCCUAAUGUGCAUAGCACAAAUGAGAUGCAAGCUUCUGAAGAUCGUAAUCCAAUUGAAUCAAAUUUACAAAAUGUGUUUGAUAUUCUUCGUAAGGAUUUGCCGCUUCUAUUUGUUAAACAAUUGGAUUAUGGAAUCUAUACAAAGGAUAUAGUUUUUGUCAACAAUAUUAGAGGAACAACAAGUGUUGGUAUCCAGGAUUAUUUUAAGCAAGUAGCGUUUUUAAAAAUAAUAGGCCAUUUAAAGUAUGCUUUUGUUAAGUUCGAGGUUUUAAAAAUGACUAUGCAUCCUGAGGAUAACAGUAUUAAAGUUCGUUGGCGUAUAGUAGGUAUGUCUGGUACACGUGUAUUUCUUACAUUUUGGAAAAUUAAAGUCUGGAAUUCAAAAGAGCAAACAGAGAAUACACCAGCGUGGUAUGAUGGUUUUUCGACUUUUUAUGUUAACAAUGAUGGGAAGGUAUUCAAGCACGUCGUCGAUAAAACGAUGCCUGAUCAAAAUGUAACAGAAAAAUUGAAGUCACCCAUUGACGCAAAACUUGCAUUAUUUGUUGCUUUAUCAGGUUUAGAUACACAUUUUACUCAAUUUUGUUUAAGAAGAUAUACUAAACUGCUUCGAAUAAAAUAAAAUAGUUAUUACAAUUUUUUAAAUUAUUACAGCAUGUAAAAGAAAUAAAUGAUGCAAUUACAUAAUUAA